GCCUGCCUGCCAGCCGCCAGAGCAUCCAAAUUGUGCUCCUUCCCCUUCGGCUGGCAUCCUCUGCACAUGGCCAGAGCGCAAGCCGGCAGCAUCCCCAGCAUCCCAGCCAGAGGACCAGCCAGGACCCCAAGCCAGAGGAGGAGGAGGAGGAGGAGGAGGCCUCUGACCCUGUCUGCUCAGCCAGACAGGAUGGGCCCAGUAGUCCUCUGACAGCCACUUGCCCCAUCUCUCCUCUCUCUGCCACAACUAAGGCAGAGGGGCUGCCAUGCCAGCCAGCUUUUUUGAGCUCCUAAGCCGCCUAAGGAUUUCAGAGUCUGUCAACAAAGCCCACCAAAACCGCCCCAAGGAUUCUUUGCAUCCAGCUGGAAAUCCGAUCCCCGUGAGUCACAGGGAGUGACAGUUGGCAAGGGUACAGCCGGAGGAGAAGUAGCCCUUGAGCGGGCAGAAGCCAUUCUGGAAGAGGAGAAGGCAGGAUUGCGCCUUGCCACUCUGCCUGGCCUGGGCCUUGUUGGGAUCUUCAAAGGCCAAGAGACUGGGCCCUGCCUCUGCCAGGCUGCCCUCCCCGAUGUGCCUGCCCUCUCUGAGGAGAAAUGCCGCUGGAAUGACCUCGGCUGAUGGAGGAGGAGGCCCGCUCUCUCCUUGGAAGCUGGAUCCAGGCCCGGGUGGAGGGCCGAGGCCCUUGGCCCGCUCUCUGCCCAUGUUGCCCCUCGUGGCCACCGUCUUGGUCUGGCUGGCCACGGGGACCACCAUGUCCAGCCUCAACAAGUGGAUUUUUGCCAUCCACAACUUCCGCUUCCCGGUGCUGCUCUCCUCCCUCCAUAUGCUGACGGCCGUGGCAGUGGGCAACCCCUUGGCCAAGCUCCGGCCUGGCGGGAAUGGCAGCCCUACCCUCAGCCCAAGCGCCAAGGCUCGGGUCUUUCUGCUGAGCCUGACCUUUUGUGCCAGCGUGGCCUUUGGCAACCUGGGCCUCAACUACGUCCAGCUGGACUUUGCCCAGAUGGUCUACACCACCACCCCGCUCUUCACCCUCACCCUCUCCAAGCUCCUCCUGCGGAAAGGCCACCAUCCCCUCCAAUAUGCCGCCAUGGGGCCCAUCUGCCUGGGUGCCUCCCUCACCAUCAUCGGGGAGGUCCACUUCGACCAGGCCGGGUGCUGCUUCCUCUUUGCCGCCACUUUCCUCCGGGGACUGAAAUCCAUCCAGCAAAGUACCUUGCUGCAGGAGGAGCGCCUGGACUCCCUGACCCUGCUCUGCCUGACCUCUCUGCCCAGCUUCUACAUCCUCUUUGCGGCGGCCCUGAUGCUGGAGGUGGGUCCCGCCUGGGAUGGCACCCUGGCCUAUGGCAGCGGGCUCUGGGCCUGCAUUUUGCUCAGCUGCCUGGGCUCGGUGCUCUACAACCUGGCCAGCUUCUCCAUCAUCUCGCUGACCUCAGCCCUGACUAUCCAUGUCCUUGGCAACUUCAACAUCGUAGGCAACCUGCUCCUCUCGCAUUUGCUCUUUGGGAGCCACCUGACGUUGCUGGGCUAUGCGGGCAUCGGCCUCACCCUUUCGGGGGUCUUCAUGUACCAUCACUGUGAACGCAUAGUGGCCUUCUGGCAGGCCCGGGCCAGGCGGGCCAAAGAAGAAUGAGACGGAAGAGGUGCCACUGUCUAACUUUGACAGCAGGACAGGCUUUUGGAUUUGUUGGAGAGAAGAGAGUGGGGGACCAUCGCCAGCUUGAGGGAGAGUCUGGAGAUGGUGAUCCUCCCCAAAUAAUAGCCUCAACUUGCCCCAAGCCAUUGCACACACUUUCCACUGGAAAUGGUUUUUAGCAACUAGGGGAAGUGGUUUUGAGGAUUCCAGCAAGUUGGCGGGCUGCGUAUUUGAAUUCUCCAUCACGUUGUUUUUUUUAUUUCAAAAAAUCCCACUCAUAGAAAACCAGCCUGCCAGAGGAAGCGGGCUCUCUUCCUUUCCCUAAUGUGCUAGUUGUCUCGAUGAGGGGAGGCUUCCCCAUCCAGCUUCAAUGCUGGAAAGUCUUCAGCCAUGCAGCCGGUGGGAAGGGAUGGCAGCAAUGUUCAGCAGCUUUCUCUCUGCCACCAUCUGCCAUUGCUGAGAAGUAAAGCAGGGUGAAAGAUCUGGGAAGCAGGGGAGAAGAGGCAUGUUUUGAGUCUGCUUCUGUGUCUUGGCCAAAGGGCUCUUCCCAGGGAGGGCCAGCUGCUCAGUCAUGGCUGCCUAGUGUCUGCAGAGCUGGCCUCUGACUGCUUAGUAGGAGGCCUGGCACUAAGCUUGGACCUGGGACACGUGUUUUCUUUAUUUUUUAAAAACAAUAAGCAGGCAUUGGAUGUCCUGAAUUGCACCUCCGAUUUCUGCUAGCCACAUAGCAGAUGUGCCAACUCUUGUGUUGGAUGGUCCCCUUUGGCCUCUGAGGCAACCUGAAGGCACUUUGUGGUGCUGAGACUCGCCAGAUGAUGUGGCACGCAUUCCUUUCCCACCUUGCACUCCCCAUUACCUCCCCAUGAAAAGUAUGGAACGCGCUGCAUGGAGCAGCUCCAGGAGGAGAGCCUGCCCGGGUAGAAGAGAGGUGGCACAGUUAGGGUGGCACUUGGUUUCCCAUCCCUAACUGCCGGCUAGUGGUGGAGUGGAGCAGAGUGCAGUUGGGUGGGUAUAUUUUCUUCUACUGCUACUACCCUCUGCUGGAUGGAGUAAAUUAUGUGUGUGAGAGAGAG
Messenger RNA from Sceloporus undulatus (fence lizard), 2703 nucleotides. RefSeq names its product solute carrier family 35 member E4 (gene SLC35E4). Gene Ontology annotation, molecular function: antiporter activity. The coding region runs from base 566 to 1627 and encodes 353 amino acids. The record is from RefSeq and is a predicted model, not a curated record. Gene Ontology annotation, cellular component: Golgi apparatus. The transcript has 2 exons. Lineage: Eukaryota; Metazoa; Chordata; Lepidosauria; Squamata; Phrynosomatidae.